This is a messenger RNA of Phalaenopsis equestris, 418 nucleotides long. RefSeq lists its product as uncharacterized. The record is from RefSeq and is a predicted model, not a curated record. NCBI's taxonomy places the organism in Eukaryota, Viridiplantae, Streptophyta, Magnoliopsida, Asparagales, Orchidaceae.
CAGCCAUAGCAUGCCACCACCGCAGCCCGCCAUCCGUCGCCGAAGACUACCCGCCCGCCUGCUCAUUACCAUAUAUCGCCGCCACCGCUCGCCGCCACUGCUUGUCGCUUGCCACUCGCAGCCACCACUCGUUCCCUUCCCGCAAUCCAAAGCCGCCGCCCUUCUGCUCCCGACGCUACCGAUCGCCCGACCUCCGCUGCCUCCCGCUCGCCUGUUUUUUGCCAUUGCGACAGCCCGACACCCGCCUCCCGCCCACCACUUGCCUCCAGCCUCCCGCUCGACUCCACUCACACAUGUAAUGAUUCGUAUUUGGUGCAUCAAAGAAGACUUCACAUACGCAAUGGAUGACGAAGCUUAAUACUAGAAUAUGACAUGGACCCAACCGUUUUAUAAAAAAAAAUAAUUCUCCUAAAAAAAA